Messenger RNA from Musa acuminata subsp. malaccensis (wild Malaysian banana), 1719 nucleotides. Its product is annotated as cyclin-D3-2. Gene Ontology annotation, molecular function: cyclin-dependent protein serine/threonine kinase regulator activity. NCBI's taxonomy places the organism in Eukaryota, Viridiplantae, Streptophyta, Magnoliopsida, Zingiberales, Musaceae. Gene Ontology annotation, cellular component: cyclin-dependent protein kinase holoenzyme complex; cytoplasm; nucleus. Gene Ontology annotation, biological process: regulation of cyclin-dependent protein serine/threonine kinase activity; mitotic cell cycle phase transition. The record is from RefSeq and is a predicted model, not a curated record.
ACACCCCAAGCUCAUUCUCCCCAUCUCGAGAACGGAAGACAGCGGCAGGAGAGCGUUGAGACAACUAGUAGAACAGAUAUCAGAGAAGCAUGGAGAAGAGGAGCCACCGCCAACUGCGCCUCCACUCUCUCUCCUCUUCUUCUUCUCCUGUUCAUCCUACUUUAGCGUUUUAGUAUCAUGAACAGAGCCUACCGGUUUGUAGCAGAAGAAGAAUGGCUCUUCUGUCGCUUUUGGAUCAUCUCUACUGCCAAGAAGACAACUUGGAGUUAGAAGAUGAGCGAAUAGAGUCGGUGCUGCCACUUGCAGACGACCGUGAGACCGAGCGCUACGUCCUCUUGGCGGCGGAGGCUGAGGACGAGGAGGAGUGGGCGGAGGUGCUCUGCGCCCUCGCGGCCAAAGAAGUGGAGGCUUUGGGCGACCUCGUCCCUCACGGCUGCGGCGGCGACUCCUACUUGCCGUCGGCGAGGAAAGCCGCGGCGGAGUGGAUCGCGCGCGCCGCAGCUACCUACGCCUUCUCCGCCCUCACGGCGGUGCUCGCCGUUAACUACCUCGACCGGUGCUUCCUCUCCUGCGCCGCGGGCGGCGGGCUGCUCCGGCUCCGGGACGGCAAGCCGUGGAUGGGCCGGCUUGCCGCCAUGGCGUGCCUUUCGUUGGCGGCGAAGGUGGAGGAGACGCGCGACCCUUUCCUGCUCGACCUACAGGUGCCUGCGACGCCGGAGGCGGCGGAGGAGGAUGAAGGCGAGUUCGUGUUCGAGUCCAAGACCAUCAGGCGGAUGGAGCUUCUGGUGCUCUCCGCCCUCGGCUGGAGGAUGAAUCCGGUCACCCCCCUCUCCUUCAUCCACCACGUCCUCCCUCGGCUCUUCUCAAAGGCCGAAAACGCCGACUCCCCGGCUACCGCCAUUGCCGUCCGAAUCCAAACGGUGGUGAGGAGGUGCGAAGCGGUUCUUCUAUCCGUAAUAGCCGAUAGGAGAUGGGUCCAAUAUCCUGCAUCAGUCUGGGCAUCGGCUGCGCUGCUCCGGGCUACGGUGCCCGUUGACGGAGAUGUCGCAGCUGUAGAUUCUCAAGGAAUCCAUCACCUCGUUGCCCUUCUCAACGCCCCAAAGGAAAAGGUGGAAGAAUGCUAUCAGCUACUCGUGGAGUCAGUGCGCGCCGGCGUUGUCGGCCACAAGCGCAAGCAUUCCUCUUCCGCUUCCUGUUACUGUUCAUCGCCACGAAGUCCCAGCGGGGUGAUCGGAUCCUGCUUCAGCUGCGAGAGUCCAUGUGACUCAUGGGCAGCGUGGCCGCCGUCAUCCCCCCCGUCCUCCCCCGGGGCGGCUCCUCCCUUCAAGAGACCCAGUGGCAACACCACCACCAAGUCCUUCGUUGUUGACGGUGUGGAAACUGUUUCGAUCUAAGUAGUAUCAAUAAAAGUUACGGCAAUGGAUCGCAGAAGCAGACUGCCUUCCAUCUCUGCCAUUGAGGAGGCCAUGGCUGGGAGCUCCAGGGAGCAGUUUUGGUUGCCAAUGGAAGCAAUUGAAGAAGGUGGAGAGACUUCUGAAAAAGAACGUCUGAUCGCAGAAAAAGGAGGCAGAGAUGGGUGGCAUUGUUCUUUUCGCCUUUUAAAUUACAUGGAGAAGAAACUAUUGCACUUCUGUAGUUGAUCCCUACUGUUCAUCUAGCUAGCUCAUGUCCUUUCUGUUCUCUCAUCAAUGCAUUGCCUUCCUCUUCCUUCGAGUGCCA